Nycticebus coucang (slow loris) is the source of this 2893-nucleotide messenger RNA. It is a transcript of the gene SIRAL1, whose product is annotated as family with sequence similarity 118 member B. The record is from RefSeq and is a predicted model, not a curated record. NCBI's taxonomy places the organism in Eukaryota, Metazoa, Chordata, Mammalia, Primates, Lorisidae.
AUAUUUAUGUUACAGAAAUAAGCCCUUAUUUUAUUCCAGUCACUGCUUUAUUUUUUUAAAUAGAGGGGAGAAGGCUAGCUAUAAUACAGCUGAUCCUUUUGAAACAAGUACCACUUUGUCAAGUGGUUGAUUUAUAGAUCUUUAAUUUCUAGGCAAAACUGCUUUGAGUUCCUUUCUGGCCUCCCUCUUGUUUGAGCUGAGCACUGUAUCCUGGAAGUACAGGAGAGACAGUGAGGAAGACCAGCGGGAAGGCCCCGUUCGGCUCUCAGAGGGAGAAAAGGGCCAGGCCCGCACCAUGUGCUGCACCAAGAUGCCCCCAAAGCAGGCCUGCGAGCUUCUUUGAUGUUUUCAAGUACACAGGUCCUCUGCUUUGUACAAACUUAAUUUCAUUCAGAUAACCAGUCUCUGCUUUCUUGUCCCUUCCCCAUGUUCCUUACUGGAUUUUUCCUAGCAUAGCCUUGAUUUUUUUCCUUUUUCACCCACCACAUGUAAGUGUUCUGUUUCCUGCUGACAGGUUUCAAGAUAUAAGUGUUCUGUCUCAUAUGAAGACCUCAGCCUUAAAAAUUCUGUUAAUGUUGGGCGGCACCUGUGGCUCAGUGAGUGGGGCGCCGGCCCCAUAUGCCGAGGGUGGCGGAUUCAAACCCAGCCCCGGCCAAACUGCAACAAAAAAAUGGCCGGGCGCUGUGGUGGGCACCUGUAGUCCCAGCUACUCGGGAGGCUGAGGCAGGAGAAUCGCCUAAGCCCAGGAGUUGGAGGUUGCUGUGAGCUGUGUGACGGCACGGCACACUACCGAGGGCAAUAAAGUGAAACUCUGUCUCUACAAAAAAAAAAAAAAAAAAAAAAAUUCUGUUAAUGAGGUUGCUGUUACUUUUGCUUUCACCAAGUGUCUGACUUUUAUUUUGCUGUAGUGUGUUGGCUUUGAAGGAUUUCUCAGUGGCUUAGCAGUAAUUCGAGUAAUGACGACGGUAGCACAGAUAUCUUUGAAGCUCUUUCGUAACACCACGUAACUGCAUAUUGUUUAGGGUAGAUACAAAAAUGGAUUUUUUUCCUAAGAAUCGGGUACUCUAGAAGAAAUUAUGGGUUAUACUUAUAUGCCACUGAGGUAUACAGGUAAGAUCAUAUCAUGUGAGGCAGAAGUCCCCAGCUGCUGUGGCACCAGGGACCAGUUUCAUGGAAGACAAGUUUUUUUGUGGAUUGUGGAGGGAGGUGAUUUCAGGAUGAUUUGAGCACAUUACAUUUAUUGUGUACUAUGUUUCUAGUGUCAUUACAUUGUAAAAUAUAAUGGAAAAAUUGUACUACUCACCAUAAUGCAGAUCAGUGGGAGCCCUGAGCUUGUUUUCCUGCAACAAAAUGGUCCCAGCACCAGCAUCACUGCCUUAGCUCCACCUCAGAUCAUCACCAGUAGAUUCCCAUAAGAAGCCUGUGACCUACACCCCUCACUUAGACAACUUACAUUCGGGGCUGGGCUGCUGAUCUGACAGGAGGCGGAGCUCAGGUGAUUGAUGGAGUGAUGGGGAUUGCAAAUACAGAUGAGGCUUUGCUGCGGAUUCCUAACACCAGUCCAUGGCCUACAGAUUGGGAACUGCAGAAAUAAGGCAUCUUUUAUACCAGUGAUUUUCAACCGAAACUGGAUGGCUUCUACAGGGAGCCAGGCCUCUGAUAUAGAUGCGAUUUUUGGAUUCUUCAGUGAUGGUGCACCCACCACCAAAAAGCCCAGGAAGCUGCUUCCAAGCUUAAAAACUAAGAAGCCUCGGGAGCUCGUGCUGGUGAUUGGCACAGGCAUCAGUGCUGCUGUUGCCCCUCAGGUUCCAGCCCUGAAAUCCUGGAAGGGGUUGAUCCAGGCCUUGCUGGAUACUGCCAUUGAUUUUGAUCUUCUAGAAGAUGAGGAGAGCAAAAAGUUUCAGAAGUGUCUCCAUGAAGACAAGAACCUUGUCCAUGUUGCCCAUGACCUUAUCCAGAGACUCUCUCCUGUGAGUACCUGCAUUAAUGUUCAAUCAACAUUUUUCAAAGACUGUUUGUAUGAAGUAUUUGAUGACUUGGAGUCAAAGAUGGAAGAUUCUGGAAAACAACUACUUCAGUCAGUUCUCCACUUGAUGGAAAAUGGAGCCCUCGUAUUAACUACAAAUUUUGAUAAUCUCCUGGAACUGUAUGCAGCAGACUAGGGGAAACAACUCGAAUCCCUUGACUUAACUGAUGAGAAAAAGGUCCUCGAGUGGGCUCAGGAAAAGAGGUAACUGAGUGUGCUGCACAUCCAUGGGGUCUACACCAACCCUAGCGGCAUUGUCCUUCAUCCAGCAGGAUAUCAGAACAUGCUCAGGAACACUGAAGUUAAGAGAGAGAUUCAGAACUAUGAAAACAAGUCAUUUCUUUUCUUGGGCUGCGGCUGGACUGUGGGUGACACCACUUUCCAGGCCCUUUUCCUGGAGGCCGAGCAUAAAUCUGACUUAGAACAUUUCAUGCUGGUCUGAAGAGGAGAUGUAGAUGAGUUCAAGAAGGUUCAAGAAAACCUACUAGACAAAGGUAUUAAGGUCAUCUCCAAUGGAAAUGACUAUGCUGAUCUCCUGGAGUAUUUCAAGCUGACAAGUGAGAUCUCCACCAGGGGUAGAUGAGCAGGGAUGGUGAGAGAAGGUCAGCUAAAUUGCUCCUCUGCAGUGCACAGUGAAAUAAGAGGUAUACUGUUUCCUGUUCUACUAACAACCUGUCAGCAAAAAGGUUUCCUGGGACUUAGUAAAGACUAAACAGUAAUUAACCUCUCCCACCUGUUAAGAGUUAUAUCUUUUCCUAUGAAGUCUUUUACAAGUCUUAGGAUUUCCUGUGUCUUGCUUUCUGAAGGGUUAUGAUUGACUUAAAUAUCUGCAGCUUUAGAUGAAUAAACCUGUUUUGUGAAACUUCA